AUGGUUGGGCCAGUCAGCCCCUCAAUGUGCGCUCUGCUGCGACGGGCGGGCAAACGCGACUUGAAGCAAGGGAGCCCUCGGACCGCAUUGAGGACGCAUGUGCAAGGCGGUCUGGAGACUGCAACGGCCGCUCUCGUCUCCACGGCCGCUGCGAGCCUGACAGCGAAUGGCGCAACGAGGGGUGGCUUGUGCGGGCCAGAGGACCAGCACCCACCACACUACCAGGCCAACGCUGACAGCAGGCUUGUGGCGGAAUCGGUCGAUGCGAGUGCCACAGGCGCGCAGAGUGCGCUCAUACCGCUGGGCAGCGCUGGUUGGGAGAGGGUGCAGAGUGCGCAAAUUGGCGGCCGGUCUGCGGCGUUGGGAGACAUGACGCACGGCAACAGACGUGCGGAGUGGGAAAGUGAAGUUGAGGGCUUUUUGGCAGAGGACUGUUUAUCAAGGGAAGAUGGAGGGGACUGGUCGUCGAAGGAGAACCCGAUUCCUUGGCAAGCGCUGCCGUCGAUCACGCCUGCCCGUCCUUGGAUCGUUUCACAGCCCAGAACAGGCGCGACGAGUCUCUCCCACUUGCACAAAAUCCGCUCCCGCCCGUCACCGCCAUAG
Messenger RNA from Parastagonospora nodorum SN15, 603 nucleotides. RefSeq lists its product as hypothetical. The record is from RefSeq and is a predicted model, not a curated record. The transcript has 2 exons. NCBI's taxonomy places the organism in Eukaryota, Fungi, Ascomycota, Dothideomycetes, Pleosporales, Phaeosphaeriaceae. The coding region runs from base 1 to 603 and encodes 200 amino acids.